Musa acuminata AAA Group (dessert banana) is the source of this 684-nucleotide messenger RNA. Its product is annotated as major pollen allergen Ole e 10-like. The record is from RefSeq and is a predicted model, not a curated record. NCBI's taxonomy places the organism in Eukaryota, Viridiplantae, Streptophyta, Magnoliopsida, Zingiberales, Musaceae. The transcript is spliced from 4 exons. Bases 112 to 486 code for a protein of 124 amino acids.
UCAGCUACUCCGCCAUUAAAUCCCUUCUUCCUUGCUCGACGUCUCGCGAAAAGCAAUUCAUCAAACACCUGUACUGCGUACGUCCCGGUUUCCUUCCUUCCUUCCUCGGCAAUGGCUGGAAGAGUGCGAGCAACAAUGUCUUCUCUGCUAAUCUUGUCUUCGGCUCUGAUUUUGCCGACUCUCGCUUCAGGAGGAGCCACGAAGGUGGUGCAAGGACAGAAAACCUGGUGCGUUGCCAAGCCGUCGGCGGAUGAAGCGACCUUGGCUGCAAACUUGAACUUUGCUUGCUCUCAGGAGGACUGCAGCGUACUGCAGAGGGGCUGGACUUGCUUCUACCCGGAUACUCUCGUGUCCCACGCUUCCGUCGCCAUGAACCUCUACUACCAAUCCAAGGGCAAGAACUACUGGAACUGCUACUUCAAGGGCUCGGCACUCAUCGUGACGACAGACCCGAGUUUCGGGAGCUGCGUCUACCCCUAUGCAUGAAGAAGAAGAACAGAGCUAAUAGGCGACUGAUGGGACCAAAUCUCCUACGCAGAUUUGCUUGGAUGGAUAAAGCCGCUGUCCUCUUGCUUGUUUGUUUGUAGUGAGAUGUUCAUUGCCCUCUUAUCAUGAAUGCUAUGCCUAAUGCUCGAGACAAUCUUCAAUAUUUAAAGAAAUGACGGAUGACUUUUCUUUUGGGGA